ACUUGAGGGCAAAGAGGUUAGGCAGCCGGCAUGGCGCUCUGGUCAAUAAAAUCGAUAGCUGGAAGCUGCCUGUGUUUCAGGCAAAGGCGGUGCAGUAGCGGCGCCGCCAUUUUCGCCGAAGGCAUCUUCCGGUGCCUUUCACCCAAGUUCGGGCAGGAGUUUCCUGAAUAACAGCGAAAGGUUUCCGUUAGCCCCGCAGGCGGCUGAUUCCGGUUCCCGCCGGGCCUCCCCGGCACGCUCCGUACGGGUCCGGCGGGGGCUCCCAAAUACCCGGCCCCUCCAGCGCCCAGGGGCCGAGGCUGGGAGGGGGAAGGCCGUGGUGCCGGCUUCUCGGGUCCAAUGGCGCGGCCUUCGGCUCUGCUCCCUGCGCGGGGACCAGGAGAGGCCAGACCCGGCCGGAGAAGGGGAAGGAGACCGAGGGCGGUGAAGUUCGGGGACGUGGCCUUGUACUUCUCCCGGGAGGAAUGGGGGUGUCUGCGGCCCGCGCAGAGGGCCCUAUACCGGGACGUGAUGCAGGAGACCUACGGCCACCUGGGCGCGCUCGGGUGCGCAGGUCCCAAACCAGCCCUCAUCUCCUGGUUGGAACGAAAUACCGAUGAUUGGGAACCGGCUGCCCUGGAUCCACAGGAGUGCCCAAAAGGGGUAGCAGUCCAAAGAAAAACCAGAAAGAAGAAUGAAGAGAAGGAAGUAUUCCCACCUAAGGAGGCUCCCCGAAAGGGGAAGCGUGGCCGGCGGCCCAGCAAACCCCGUCUGAUCCCCCGGCAGACUUCAGGAGGUCCCAUCUGCCCUGACUGUGGUUGUACCUUUCCCGAUCACCUGGCCCUGCAGAGCCACAAGUGUGCCCAGAAUCUGAAAAAGCCUUACCCUUGCCCGGACUGUGGGCGCCGCUUUUCCUACCCGUCCCUGCUGGUCAGUCAUCGGCGGGCACACUCUGGGGAGUGUCCCUACGUUUGUGACCAGUGUGGCAAGCGGUUCUCCCAGCGCAAGAACCUCUCCCAGCACCAGGUCAUCCACACAGGCGAGAAGCCCUACCACUGUCCUGACUGUGGCCGCUGCUUCCGGAGGAGUCGGUCCUUGGCCAAUCACCGGACCACGCACACGGGUGAGAAACCCCACCAGUGCGCCAGCUGCGGGCGUCGCUUUGCCUACCCCUCCCUGCUCGCCAUCCACCAGCGCACACACACCGGAGAAAAGCCCUACACCUGCCUGGAAUGCAACCGGCGCUUCCGCCAGCGCACCGCCUUGGUCAUCCACCAGCGCAUCCACACGGGCGAGAAGCCCUACCCGUGCCCGGACUGCGAGCGGCGCUUCUCGUCCUCCUCUCGCCUGGUCAGUCACCGGCGGGUACACUCCGGGGAACGCCCCUAUGCCUGCGAGCACUGCGAAGCCCGCUUCUCCCAGCGCAGCACGCUGCUCCAGCACCAGCUCUUGCACACAGGGGAGAAGCCGUACCCCUGCCCGGACUGUGGCCGCGCCUUCCGACGGAGCGGCUCCCUAGCCAUCCACCGCAGCACGCACACCGAGGAGAAGCUGCACGCCUGUGAUGACUGUGGGCGCCGAUUCGCCUACCCCUCAUUGCUGGCCAGUCACCGGCGAGUCCACUCGGGCGAGCGGCCCUACGCCUGUGACCUGUGCUCCAAGCGCUUUGCCCAGUGGAGCCACUUGGCUCAGCAUCAGCUCCUGCACACGGGGGAGAAGCCCUUCCCCUGCCUGGAGUGUGGCCGCUGCUUCCGCCAGAGGUGGUCUCUGGCGGUCCACAAGUGUAGCCAUGGGGUCCAGAACUGUGGCCCUCGAUCUGCCAUAGGGGCGCCUAGCCAGAAAGGCCAGGCCCUUUAGAAGGGGAGGGACUGUGUAAGUUCAUUUCACUUCAUGGAGGGGCCCAGAAAAGGGAAGGAGCCCCCUGAUCAUACAGGGCAGAGUCAGAACUAAAACCCACGUCUCUUGCUCCACAGAGCUGAACUUUAGUGUAUUCUACCAUGCUGGCUGCCUUAAUACAUGUGUCUAGAACAGACAGUCCCAGUUAGGAGAGGGGACAUUAUGUGGUAAAAAUUUUCCAACCUGCCCUGCCCUAAAGGACUUGCUGUGUGUGGGGUAUCAGGCUAAAGCUUCUCCCCAUCUAAUUUAGGGACUGUGUUUUCUAGUUUGAGCAUGCAGUCAGGAGGAUCCCAUUCAUGGGGUGCAAGAUCUUCCCCCUCCUCUGCCUCUUCUUCCUUGCUAGGUUUGAAACAAAUUUGGUUUAGCCCCCUUUUGACAGUAUUCCUUCCAAGUGGUCUUCUGCCCUUUAAAACCUCCCUUGAUGCAGCUCACUACCUCACAAGGCGGGUCCUUUCACUGUGGCAUAGCUCUGACCUUUAGAAGGCCCUUAAGUACUACAUUCUCCUUCCUUUGAAGCUUUGCCCAGAAUAUGUUUAAAACUUGAUCUACGUGGCAGCCCUUCAGAAAACUUAAUCACAGAUACGUUGUCUCCAUGUUUUCAGGUUAAGCAGCAUUAAUUUGGUCAACCAUUCCUAAAAGACAGGCUUUCAGUUCCCACAGGUGAUCUUUCCCCAGGCAGGUGCUGGUUUUUCAGUGUCUUUUUUAAAGAGUCACACAAAAUAAGCCAGCAUCACAGUGUGCACUAUAUCCCCUUGGUCUGUAAUUGUUUGAACAGGUCUAGAUUGCACUGGAUUUGGGGGUGGUGACAGUGUACCAGGGCUUUAUUGGGUUGCAGACACCUAUAUACCUAAGUUUUUUCUUUUUAAACCACAUGCUGUGAAGCUAAGUCUUCUGCACCCUGAGUUUGGAAGUUUGGUUCAAGGUAGGUCUGGGACAUAAGCAGAGUGAGCUCUGGGAGACUGAUUUUAAGGAAAAGCAGAGUGGGGGAGCUGUGGUGUAGCAGCAAGAAGUAAAACUAGGACCAGCUUGUACUUUAUCUGGUGGAUUUGACUUUCUUGGGAACUGGGUCUCAGUCCUCCCUGAUUCUCAUGAGAACGAGAAGACACUGGUACAGAACCUUCCGUUGAUUCCUCUGUCAGCAUCUUUCAUGAAAUGAGACGAGGCCAUUCAGGGAAGUUAGAAAGUUAGGUAAUUGAAUAUGAAGCAGAAGUCUAGUCGUCAAAUUAUGUUCAUGCCCGCCUCACAGAAGCUCCAUAUGGCAGUAGCAUGUUUUAACCUUUGAUGUGCCUUCAUGGCACCCAUCCCUAAGUAGGUACUCAGUAAAGCUUUACUGAAUUAAAUAAACAAGGCCUGCCACUUGGCCUUGGGGAGCUGCACCAAAUUGGAAUUUCCAAACAUGACGUAUAGUCCAACCCUUGAAGUCGGUCAUCCUUCUACCCGUUGCUUCUUCCCUCAUUUCUUCUGCCAUCAGCCCCAGGGGCGUGUGGCUGGGGCAGAGUGUUUGUAAUUUCCUCUGUUCUGGUCUUUAGCAAGUUGCAUUGUAACUGUUUCUUCUUGGAUUGAUGGGCUACCCCCAAAGCAGGGGUCAUAUCAGAUUGGGAUUCAUUAAAAUGUCUGAUGAGUGA
Molecule: messenger RNA, 3500 nt
Organism: Dama dama (fallow deer)
Lineage: Eukaryota; Metazoa; Chordata; Mammalia; Artiodactyla; Cervidae
Gene: ZNF689
Product: zinc finger protein 689
Exons: 3
Coding region: 340-1836 (498 amino acids)
Biological process (GO): regulation of DNA-templated transcription
Source: RefSeq, a predicted model, not a curated record